Molecule: messenger RNA, 4679 nt
Organism: Elgaria multicarinata webbii
Lineage: Eukaryota; Metazoa; Chordata; Lepidosauria; Squamata; Anguidae
Product: tripartite motif-containing protein 10-like
Exons: 8
Coding region: 317-1741 (474 amino acids)
Biological process (GO): protein ubiquitination; regulation of gene expression; innate immune response
Cellular component (GO): cytoplasm
Molecular function (GO): protein binding; zinc ion binding; ubiquitin protein ligase activity
Source: RefSeq, a predicted model, not a curated record
CCUCUCCCGUUUCGAAGGGCGGCCGCCGCUUUGCAGCCGCAGCGAACUUUUACUAAAGAGCAGUCGGCAACAAACAGCCCUAGAAAAAUAGUUUGGAAUUAAUCCGGUCAGCUUUCCUGCCAGAUCCGACAACGGAACAGGGACAAAAGGUGAUGACAAAGGGGGGAUCUACACUACCGCUUUAAAGCGCUUUAUAACAGUUUUGACAAGUGUUGGGGCCCAGGACACACUGCAUAUACAGUUUUCAAAACGUUUUCAAAGUGCUUUAAAGCGCUUUAAAAGCAAUAGUGUAGAUCCCCCAAAGACUCCGCCUGCCAUGGCCUCAGCCCCAGCACGCACGGAUGUAGAAGAGGAAGCCAAGUGCCCCAUCUGCAUGAGCUAUUUGAUGGACCCGGUGACACUGGACUGUGGGCACAACUUCUGUCGGAACUGCAUAACGUGCUACCGCGAGGCAUGGGACCAAAUCGGGGACUUGGAGUGCCCUCUUUGCAGAGUUCCGAUCCCGAGGGAAAACCUCCGGCCGAACUGGCAGCUGCGAAACUUAAUAGAAAAAAUUAUGCUGCUACUAAAUCCAGGAAAGGAGACUCUGUGUGCGAAGCAUAAGAAAAAACUCCAGUUGUUUUGCAAAGAGGAGGAAGAAUUGGUGUGUUUGGUUUGUCGGUGCACCCCUGAGCACAGAACACACACUGUAGUCACCGUGGAGGAGGCUUCUCAAGAAUAUAAGGGUCGGAUUUCCGACUGCCUGCAACUUCUGAAGGAACAAAGAGAAGAAAUAUCAGUGUCCAUUUCAAAUGCAGAAAAGAAAAGUCAAGACUUGCUUAACCAAACAAAAACAGAGAAGCAAAAGGCAGCAGCUACAUUAAGGGAGCUACGCCGGUUCCUGGAAACAGAAGAGAACCUUCUGAUGGCCCAGAUUCAAGAGAUGGAGAAGGAGAUUGUAAGGAACAGGGACGAGCACACGGCCCGAUGCUCUGAGGAACUCUCUUCUCUGGAUAGUCUCAUCCAGGAGAUUGAGGAAAAGUGUCAGCAGGUGGCAAGUAAACUCCUGGAGGAUAUUAAAGGUACCUUACAAAGAUAUAAGAAGGAGAAGCGUGAGAAUCCUGUGGCAUUUCCUCCUGCGACAAAGCGGAAGAUUGCAGAAUUCUGUGAUAUAAAUCCUUUUCUGGAAGGUGCCGUGAAGGAAUUUAAAGAAACUUGGGCAUGUGGAUAUCAACUGCAGAAAGAGUGUGUGAUCCUGGAUGAAAACACUGCUCACACCAAACUCAUCCUGUCUCACGAUCGAAAAAGUGUGAGAGUCGGGGACAGUCCUCAAGUCCUGCCUGAAGACUUUUCACGAUUUGAUCACUGGCAAUGUGUCCUGGGAUGCAAGGGAUUUAACUCCGGAAGACAUUACUGGGAGGUCCUUGUGGGAAAUCAAGAGAAAUGGGCCGUUGGGGUGGCCAGGAGCUCCGUGGCGAGAAAAGGCCAUUUUACCUUUGGCCCCACAGAAGGGUUCUGGGCCGUGGGGAAAUGGGACAGCCAGUACUGGGCCCUCGAUUACCCGGAACGCCUUCGACUUUCGCCAGACAGAGAGCUGAAGAGGAUCUGUGUGUCAUUGAACUACCUUGGUGGGCGGGUGGCAUUUUUUGACGCUGACACAGCUGAGCUGCUCUUUGAGUUCUGCUCGGCCUUGUUCUAUGGAGAAAAACUUCACCCCCUCAUUUGGGUGUGGGGCACAGCCUAUCUCAGACUCUGCUCCUGAGACACAGGUCUAAAACCUAGCCAUGAGGCCUUAGCAACCAGUCAACAGCACUUCUUCAGUCCUGACGUUUCCAGCUUCCCUCCAUGAACUUUUGGGUGGGUGACCUCUGGCCUGCUGAGCCUGGAACUCUCUCUGCAGGCCCCGCCCUCACCCCACCCCAUAAGCCCCACCCCUGGCCUGGAGGCUACUUGUUAUCUCUGAUCAGUGAUUGGAGAUAACAAGGGGACUCCCCUGCAUGCUGCUGCUCCUUCCCAGUGGAGGGCAAGCAGCACAGGGGAAUACCCUUGUUAUGCCUGAUCACAGAUGGUAGAUAACAAGGGGACUGGAACAGAGGUAGCUUCCCUUGCCCUGUGACUUCUCCCAAGUGGGACAAGGUGUGGGGCAGGUAGAGCAGCAUGCGCACCUCCUCCAAUAGGGCACUCAAACCCCCAAAAGGCCAAAGUGAGCAAUUUGCUAGACAUUUUAAGAACAUAAGUGCCAUAGUGGAUCAGAACAAGUGUUAGAUCAAUGUUCUUUUCACCCAAGGACGAAAUCCAAACAGCCCUUAAGCACGACUCCACCAUUCCAGCGACAGAGGGUUCAAAAGCGCUUUAUUGAUUAGUAAUCAAGGCCUGGUCUCUUCAAAGGGAGCAAUCAGACAAAAGACAUAGGGAAUACAGUACAGUAUUUGAGCUUUCAAGGGGCAGGGCCCUGUUGCAGCAUAAACCAAUCAGAACAUAACACUGGGGCAUAGCUAAUUAUGCUGAACAGUUCUGUAAACAAUACUUUUGGCCUGACAGUAAGUUACAGAAGUUAACUUUUGACACAGCAGAGCACUUGGAAUAAAACUGGAGCCAGAGCUCUUGUUUAUGUUUAGAUAAGAAGGAUGCACGCAAGGAGACAUUCUCAUACAGGACAUCAUGACAUUUUGCUUGGUGUAUUUCACAGUUUCCUUUUAGAAAUGGAGACACUUAUGCUAACAUUAGACAAAUAUGCUAACACAAGGGUCCAUCUAGUCCAGCAUUCUGUUCACAUAGUGGCUAACCAGAGGUCAGCCAGGGAACCACAAGCAGCACACGGUGUGACAACGCCCUCCCACCCAUGUUCCCCAGCAACUGGUGCACACAGGCUUACUGCCUCAGAUACUGGAGGUUGCACAUAACCAUCAAGGCUGGUAGCCAUUGAUAGCCUUCUCCUCCAGAAAUUUAUCCAACCCCUUUUUAAAGCCAUUCAAAUUGGAGGCCAUCCCUACAUCCUGUGAUAGUGAGUUCUAUAAUUUAACUAUGCACUGUAUCCCACCAAUCAGCUUCAUGGGAUGACCCCGGGUUCUUUUGGAUGCCACUGUUUUGACAAAAACUGAAAUGAAUGGGGUUAUUAUUAUUUAUUUAUUUAUUUUAUUAUUUAUUUAUAUAGCACCAUCAAUGUACAUGGUGCUGAACAGAGUAAAACAGUAAAUAGCAAGACCCUGCCGCAUAGGCUUACAUUCUAAUUAAAUCAUGGUAAAACAAUAAGGAGGGGAAGAGAAUGCAAACAGGCACAGGGUAGGGUAAACAGGCACAGGGUAGGGUAAAACUAACAGUAUAAAGUCCAAACAACAUCAUGUGCCAUUUGGUAAGAUUAGGGAUACAUUUUUGGCUUGUGCGUUCUGACGACGUGGGCAAACGGCUUGGAGGACUGAGGCCGACUAUUUGCUCUUUCAGUCCUUACCCAUUCUGGCUUGCAAAAACUGCCAGAGUUCAUCAGGGUACUAGUUUCUGUUGUGUUACUGCUUUUUAAAACCAUACUGGUUCUUGUUAUGUGUUUUAUUAUGGUAUACUACCUUGGAAGGCUUCUGCUCUGAAAGAUGACCAGGAAGUAUAUUAAAUAAUUUUUAAAAAAGUUGUGUAGAAGGCAUUCAUUUCCUAGCGGAAACUCCGGGUCAUCUGUCCCCCCCACCCAAUUUAAGCGGCCCACUCCUACUUGGGAAAAAAAGAGUUGGAUCUCCUCCUGUCAGAGAAGACUUAUAGAGGGAAAUUGUAUGGAAUUGGUCGAUUACACUAUUACCUGAUCAGCCUUCCCUAAUCUGGUGCCCUUCAGAUUUUUUGGACUACAACUCCCAGAAUUCCUGCCCAUUGGCCAUGCUGGCAGGGGCUGAUGGGACUUGGAGGUCCAAAACAUCUGCAGAGCACCAAGCUGGGAGAGGGGGUGUUUGUCUAGUCUGUUCCCUAUGGAUACGUUCACUUUGGACAGUUGUGUGAAGAAACCAGCUCUUGACCAUCCUGUUAAAACCACUACGAUCCGAUCUCAAAUAUGCCUUGUAAGAUAAACUCCUUGAGUUUAGUGGCCAAUCAGCUCCAGGUUUUCUUAGAUGGAACUGGGCUUUUUGAAGAUCUGUUCUGUUCUGGUUUCUGGGCUGCCUGUGGAACAAAAACUGCCUUGACCUGCACCAGGAGAUAGAUAUGGGGUUGGGAAAAAGUAACCAUGUUAAUUCUUCUGGACCUCUCAGGACCUUCUUAUAUCAUCAACCAUUAUAUCCUUCUGGCCUGCCUUAUUGGGAUGGGCUUAGGGCAGGCAUUGGGUAACUUGUGGUCUUCCAGAGGCUUGAGGCUAGAAUUCUCAUCCACCUUAGCCAGCAUAACCAGUGGUUAGGGAUGAUGGGAGCAGAGACGGAAACUAAUAGUGAUAGCUAUAGGUCAGAAAAUGAGUGUGAUUAAAUUUCAUACAUAUUCAUUGAAUGUUGGUCUCCCACUUUUUCCCUGUUCUUUUUAUGGGAAUGUGUGCUUUAUGUCCUGACACUGGAGGACUAGCGGAGACAUAAAUAAUUUUCUUUGUUACUAAUGUUGGUGGUUUCGUCUGUUGUCGGUUUUUAAAUUAUUUUUUUGCCUGCUCAUAAACUGGCAAAACCAAAGAGGUUCCUAACUGUUCAGGAGCGUGUAGCUCCAUUUGUUACCAUUAAAAAAAAAAAAAACAUGAAAAAAAA